Messenger RNA from Phyllostomus hastatus (greater spear-nosed bat), 2646 nucleotides. It is a transcript of the gene TEKTIP1, whose product is annotated as chromosome unknown C19orf71 homolog. The record is from RefSeq and is a predicted model, not a curated record. Bases 2020 to 2646 code for a protein of 208 amino acids. The transcript is spliced from 4 exons. NCBI's taxonomy places the organism in Eukaryota, Metazoa, Chordata, Mammalia, Chiroptera, Phyllostomidae.
GCCAGUGUCCCUGACCUCAUGGUCUAGUGGGGGUGAGGACGGCAUGCACUCAUACCAGACUUGCAGUCCAGCUGGGGAGGAGGUGCCACAGGCCAGGGGUGGUGAUCACAUGCAGUGAGGUAGGGGUGGGGGAAGGACGGCUUCCUAGGGGCUGCAGGCUGUACAGGAGCUCUCAUGCAGGGCAGGUGGUGUUGCCGCCUCCACCUAACAGGACCAGAGCCAGCAGUGGGGGUGUCACUCACCCAGUGUCCACACCUGGGGAAGGUUGAUGGGUGGGGUGGAGUAGGGCAAGGUUGUCACGUGUUCUUUGAUCAUCAAAUGUAGCUUUUUUAGGAAAGGAGCUGUGGGUGAGGCAGAGGCCAGUACAGCAGUGAGAGACCAGUGGGCCUUGCAGCUGCUCAGGACUGGUGGAGCACCCCAGGCCCUUCCCUCUAGAUAAAGAGAGGUCCCUGUCCUAGGCACUAGGAACUACAAAACAGAUCAUAUUCCAAGACCUGCCCUGGUGGAGCUUCUGUUGGGUGUGAGGGAGUUGUGUGCUAUGUGACGGAGGUAGGAGGCUUUGGGAAGGGACAGCUUUGAAUCCAGGGCUUGCAACAAACCUGGUAAUGGAGAAGGGCUUGAAAAAGGGCAGGAGACACCUGGGCAGAGGGCUUUCCAGGCAGCCCUGGGUAGGGCAGUUCCUGAUGUGUUGGAGCAACAGUGAGGAGGCCCAUGUGGCUGGAGCAGAGUGAGUGGGGGAGAAAGAGGCAGUGAGGCAGGGAGAGGCCUGAGCAGGUCAUGCAGGGCCUUGUGGGCCAUUGGAAGGGCCUGGGCCUCUACCCUGGGGGAGGUGGGAGCCCUGGUACUGAGUCGAGAAGGGAAAAAAGAUUGCUGUGUGGGGACCUGACCCCUGGUGCAGGUGCACAGGGAGGCCACAGAGGAGGUUCUGUCAGGCUGGUGACUUGACCAGCCAGGACCAAGUGGGGGUGGUGAACGGAAGGCAGAUUCUGGAUUUUAUUUUUUAAAUUGUGGUAAAAUGUGCAUAACUUAGAGUUUACCAUCUUGAACUGAGCUGCAUUCACAAUGUUGUGCAAACUACUUCUUUUUGUUUCAUUUUUUUUAAAGAUUUUAUUUUAUUUUAUUUUAUUGGAGUGUAUUUAUUUUUAGAGGGAGGGAGAGAGACAUGAGAAACAAUUUGGCUGUCUUUUGUGCACGUCCAGCUGGGACCGAACCUGCAUCCUCCGACUGGGAAUCAAACCAGCAACCCCUUGGUUUGCAAGUCAGCACUCAAUCCACUGAACCAUACCAGCCGGGGCACAAACAGCGCUUCUAAUUCUAGAACAUUUCCUUCACCUCAAAAAGAAAGCCCAUCUCUGUUAGCAGUCACCCACAAACCCCUGGCAACAUGAACCCACUUCCUGUCUCGAUGUGCCUGCUCUGGACAUCUCUCAGGUGGAAUCACACUCGGUGGUGUUUUGUGUCUGACUUCUACUGAGUUCAAGGUCUCACAAGUUCUCGUCAUGUGUUCAAGGUCCAUCCAAUUGUAGCGAGUGUCAGCGCUUCACUCCCUGAAAUGGCUCAGUGAUAUUCCAGUGUGUGGAGGGAGUACAUUUUGUUUAACCAGUUGGUGGGCAUUUGGGUUUCUACUUUCUGGUUAUUUUGAAGUGUUGCUGGGAACAUUUGCAUGCAGGUUUUUCCUCUGGUGUAUUUUGGAAAGAGGUGAGGACUGGGUCGGGGUGAGGAGUCUAAGCACCUGGAAAAGUGGAGCUGAGAAUGCAGAAGCGAAAUUCCGAAGCUUCAUUUGGCUCAGAGGCCCCAUGUGGGAAUACAGGAAGGGGGCCGGGGUAGCCCUGAGCCCCCAGCCACUCAGGUGUGGCCCCACCUCCUUCCUUCAGCCUCAGCUGAGGUGGGAGGGAAUGGUCUGGCCAGGAGCCAGGGCCACCAGCAGCAUUGCCAGGACACAGAGAAUGGCCUUUGUUGCUGUCAACAAUGGCCUCACAGGCCUUCUAGGCAGGAGCACCCAGGAACCCAGAGGCAGACAUGCAGACCCUGAGGCAGGAGGCUACCCAGCACUGUAUCCCCCAGGGGACCGUGGAAGUGGACUUCCCGGCACCUCUCUACAGUGAUGACUACCUGUCCCUCAUGGGGCCCCGCUGGCCACCAGCCAUCAAGCAGGCGGUACGCUGGGCCUGCACGCCCAUGGGAUGUGAUGCGGCCAGCCAGCUGUGGUAUACUGGCCUAACCAACUCGGAUUUCCGAGAAGCCUGGUACACACUACCGAGGACCCUGGACAUCCCCUACCGGGAGGCUUAUGCCCGCUGGCUUGGAUGCUACAGCCACCGGAAGCACAGCAUGCCCUCAGCCUACACCCAGCACCUUCGGGAAACUGCCUGGUAUGACCCCAUCGUGCCUGCCCAGUACAGGGUCCGCAGCCCUCGUUGGGGGACCAUGCUGUGGAAAGACAGACCCAUCUGGGGCAAGGAAUAUGUGGUCAACAGGCACCAGUACGGGGUGGAGCUGCUGGGGCCGGCCUCAGACUACGUGCCCUAUCUGUCGGCACCGCAGCGCCCGAGCUACACGGCCCAGAACUACCGGCAGUGGGACCUGGAACCCUACUGCCCAUCCACUGGUCAGCGACUCCAACCCCACUACACAUCUGCAGUCUGA